Messenger RNA from Bactrocera oleae (olive fruit fly), 1653 nucleotides. The record is from RefSeq and is a predicted model, not a curated record. Lineage: Eukaryota; Metazoa; Arthropoda; Insecta; Diptera; Tephritidae.
UCGAGUUGGUAACACUGAUCGAUACUGAUAUACUGUGGAGAUGUCUAGCUAGAAUUGUUACGAAUGUUAUGUGAUUAUUGCUAAUCUUAUUAAUCUAGUAAGCCUUAGUAAGGCACUUGGUUUAUUGAUGGCGGGAACUAAAAUACUUUUAUACGAAUUUUCACGGCCAGUAGUUUCUGAAAUAUUUUGUAAUUAUAGAGCUGUAUGGACCAAAAACAAGCAUAAAAGAUUAUUCUCAAGCUAUUAUCUGAACGACAUUUUUCUGCGCGAUAUUGAGAACAACAUUUUGCUAAGGAAGCAUACAAAUAAUGUACCAGUUAUAAAAACCCUACUUAAACAACUGCAAAAAAGUCCGAAUGAUAUAGAGCUACAACGAAGGAUUGAAUUUGAACUUGGAAAGCUUCCUAAUGCUACACAUUCCCGUUUGGUUGAUUAUGGUGAAGAAGGGUAUGAAGUAUAUAAUAAUAACUUAGCACCCGCCAAAGCAGAACCAUUUUCUGACGUAUGUAAGUAUUUGAAUGUAUUAAGAAUGGAGCAUUUAGGGCAUUUCGCAGGCCAUAAAAGCUACUACUUAAUGGGUGAUCUAGCGAGUUUAGAACAGUCUUUAGUGAGAUACACAACGUCAUACCUAAAGAAGAAUGAAUUCAAGCUUAUAUCUGUCCCCGAUAUCUUACCAAGUAACAUUAUUAAUGGAUGUGGCAUGCAAACAGAAGGAAACCGUACUCAAGUUUAUAAAAUUGACUCUGAAGAAUGUUUGUCUGGUACAUCCGAAAUGGCACUAGCAGGUUUAUUUUCUGAUCAAGUUAUUGAAGAACAAAGCUUGCCACUGAAAAUUGCUGCUGUGAGUAGAUGUUACCGUGCAGAAACAUCGGGAUUAAAUGAAGAAAAAGGGAUUUACAGGUAUAAAAAUUAACUUUUAAACAUAUUCAAUUUCUUUUUUGGAUUUAAUUUCAGAAUUAUUUCAUUAUUGCAAAAAUAUUUAUAAUAUAAUUAUUUCAAUUUAUCAGUUUUAGUGCUGUUGAAUUGGAAAUGUUCUUAUCUAAUGACAUUACAUAUGUAUAUAUGUAUGUAAUCAAGGAAUUACGGUAAAAUUAUAGUUUAGGUCCCUUAACGAAGGAAGUCCCGAAAAUUAAAUAUCUAUUUAAAUCAUCUUAUUUUGACGCGAAGAUUACAAAUCCGGGGUAGGCUUUAGAAUAAAAAUAAAAAGAGUAUGGGCGGAUAGAUCAGGUUUUCCAGAUGAAUAAUAUGGAAAAAAACGCAAAAAGGAGUUCUACGCGAAAAGUAAUAUUGUCAUAGAGGGUAUAACAUAAUCCUUAACAUCAAUGCUCUUUAACGGAUAUUAAUACUGUUACUUUUGAAGAAAAGUACCGUUUCGUUUUUUCCAUUUCCAAAUAAAAUUCAAACGCGUUUAGUGAGUUGUGCUUAAAUUGUGCAAAGGAUAAAUUAUAAAAGUUAUGAUUCAAGUUUUUAUUUAAAAAAUGAGUGGAAUUUCAACAAAUUUUAAUUGGGGUAUAAUCUGUUUUCAUUUCUUUCAGUUCACUUACAAAAUAUGUCGAUAAGGUAACACUGGUUAUUUGACAUUUUGCAACCAUCUUGUUAUUGUGAAAAUCACAAAAAUUGUAGAAUUAAAAUAUUUUUUAUGAUAUAAUAUAA